AUGAGCCGCUCACCGUCGCCGACGAUGGGCUCAGUCGAUGCUCCUGAUGCGAUCGGCAAGCGCAAAAGGGACCUACCUGAAGAUGGCACAGACGGCGAGGCAUCCCUCACCAAUGGCGCACGACAUACUCGCCGGCCUCGUGUGUCGGCCUCACAGCUCAACGAGGACGAACAGAGCACACGCAUGCCCGUCAUCCGUGACAAUGACCCCGAACGACGCAGGGAACGAGAAAGACAGAUGGCCCUCAGGCUAGCAGAGGAGGAAGCAUUGGGCGCACCGCUCGUCAAGCCGAAGGAGAACCCGGUCGUUGAGAUGAAGAAGAUGGCUCUGACCAAAGCAGGAGGAACUUACAUACCUCCUCAUCGCCUGCGCGCAAUGCUGGCAGAGGCAAGCGAGUCCGAUCCUGCCGGUGCUGAAGCUCAGCGACUACGCUGGGACGCUCUGCGCAAGUCCAUCAACGGUCACAUCAACAAGGUCAACGUCUCCAAUAUCAAAAUGGUCAUCCCAGAGCUCUUUGUGGAGAACCUCAACCGAGGUAGAGGACUGUUUGCACGGUCCAUCAUGCGCGCUCAGUCGUCCUCUCUGCCUUUCACGCCCGUCUUUGCUGCGCUCGUCGCCGUCAUCAACACCAAGCUGCCCUCUCUCGGCGAACUGUUGCUCACGCGACUUGUCCUGCAAUUCAGGCGCUCUUUCAAGCGAAAUGACAAGCCAACUUGCCACGCUUCGGCUACCUUUAUCGCCCAUCUCGUCAAUCAGCAAGUCGCAGAUGCGACGCUGGCUUUCCAGAUCCUGCUCCUCAUGCUCAACAAUCCAACAGACGACAGUAUCGAGCUAGCAGUCGGCUUCAUGCGAGAAGUCGGAGCACAUCUGGCGGAAUGCUCGGCCAAGUAUAACGAAUCUGUCUUUGCUCGCUUCAGGGCGAUCCUCAACGAGACCGGUAUCGACAAGCGUGUACAGUAUAUGAUCGAAGUGCUCUUCCAAGUGCGCAAAGACAAAUUCGUCGACAAUCCAGCGAUUCCAGAAGGACUCGAUCUUGUCGAAGAGGCCGAUAUGAUUACUCACGAGCUCUCACUGACCGACCAGAGUCUCAAGAAUGAGGAGAUGCUCAACGUCUUCAAAGUUGAUCCCGAAUUUGAUCAGAAUGAGCAAGAAUAUGCAGCCUUCAAGGCAGAGAUCCUAGGCGAGGACGAGGAGUCUGGCACCGAGGGAUCCGACGAGGAUGAGGAAGACGAAGCCGCUGACCCGUCAAUUCCUGCACAAGUGGACAUCCAGGACCACACCUCAACCGAUCUAAUCAAUCUGCGCCGCAAGAUCUACCUGACCAUCAUGUCUGCUCUCGAUUUCGAAGAGGCUGUCCAUAAGCUGCUCAAGGUCGCUCUGCUUCCCGGUCAAGAGAUCGAGAUGUGCAAUAUGAUCGUCGAAUGCUGCUCUCAAGAACGAUCCUACUCCAAGUUUUACGGCUUCAUGGGCGAAAGACUCUGCAAGCUCAACAUGACCUGGGGCUUUGCCUUCCAAGAGUGCUUCAGAGUCUACUUCGAUACCAUCCACCGGUACGAGACAAACAAGCUGCGCAAUAUCGCCCGAUUCUUUGGUCAUCUCGUCGCUUCCAAUGCUUUGCCUUGGUCGGCGCUCGAAGUUAUCCACAUGAACGAAGACGAGACGACGUCGAGCUCGCGUAUCUUUGUCAAGAUCAUGUUCAGCGAACUCGUCGAAGAUCUGGGCCUGGCUCAAGUCAAGGCGCGCUUUCUCGAGCCAGAGAACCAGCACUUCUUCAAGGGCAUCUUUCCCACUGACAAUCCUCGUAACACUCGCUUCAGCAUCAAUUUCUGGACUUCCAUUCAGAUGGGCGCGCUCACCGAGGGCAUGCGCGAGCACCUUAAGAAUGCUCCUGCGAUAUUGAUGGCGCAGAGGAAGCAAAUCGCUGCCGAUUCAUCCGACUCCGACUCAUCGCUCUCGUCUUCAGAUUCCGACUCGGAUAGCUCCUCACUCUCGCGCUCGUCGACAUACUCGUAUGCUUCACGAAAACGCACCAACGGCAACGGAAGAGGCAGAUCGCUGUCUCGCACGCCUCCCGGUAGGCGCUCGUACGACUCUCGCUCGCCGCCCCCAAGACGCCGUGCUGACUCUCGCUCACCACCACGGAGACGUCGCGACGAUUCCCGUUCGCCUGCGCCUCGGCGACGAGACGACUCGCGAUCGCCUCCUCGAAGACGUCGUCCUGUCGAUGCGCGAUCGCCGCCAAUCCGCAGACGUGCCGGUUCUCGCUCGCCACCGCCUCCUCGCAGGCGGGCAGAUUCGAGAUCACCGCCGAGGAAGCGCUACGACUCACGAUCACCGCCGCCGCGUCGUAGGAUGGCAGACUCGCGCAGUCCUUCGCCUGUCAGACCUGCCCGGCGACAGAUCAGCCCGCUCGAGCCUUCGCGUAGAAGACCCCGCUCUCCCUCGCCCGUGAGGCAGACAAAUGGUGCUCAACGUCGCUACGACAGCCGCUCGCCACCGCCUCGCCGUCGCCGAGAGUACAGCGAUUCGCCGCCGGUCAGAAGACGUGCAAGCCCAGUACCUGUACGCAGAUCGCCCUCACCGCCGCCCGCGAGAGCAUCACCUUCGCCUCCACCACGAGUCAGUGGUUUCAUCCAUCCAGACCGACUGAGAAUGCAGCAGAUGGGAGGUCGCAGAUGA
Molecule: messenger RNA, 2679 nt
Organism: Mixia osmundae IAM 14324
Lineage: Eukaryota; Fungi; Basidiomycota; Mixiomycetes; Mixiales; Mixiaceae
Exons: 5
Coding region: 1-2679 (892 amino acids)
Biological process (GO): mRNA splicing, via spliceosome
Cellular component (GO): catalytic step 2 spliceosome
Molecular function (GO): RNA binding; protein binding
Source: RefSeq, a predicted model, not a curated record